AUGGCGACGACGAACGACGAUGACGAUGGGACGAUGACGCGCGCGCGCGCGCUUCGCGAGCUCGGCCUGGGGGACGAGGACGCGGGCGUCGUGGAUGAAAAGAUGAUUCGAGCGAGGUACAGAGCGCUGUGCCUGGAGUGGCAUCCGGAUAAACGCCCGGCGAACGAGGCGGUGGCGGCGACGAAGAAGUUUACGAGCGUGACGUGCGCGUAUCACGCGCUGACGCGGGUGAAUUUUGAUGAGAAACGAUGGCGAGCGACGUACGCGAUACCGCCGUUGCAGAGCUUGGAGGACGUCCUCGCGAGAGCGCUGGGGGGGGGGUGUCCGUUCGAGAUCGAGGCGAUGUUACGAAGACGCGGAGAGUAUAGGCCGAAUGAGAGAUUUGGGAUCGAUGUGCACGUGCCGUGGGAGGCUGGGGAGCGACCGGAGGCGGAUUUUAGUGGAGUGGCGGCGUACUCGCGAACGCGUGCGCUGGGAGAUGGUCGAGGGGCGGACGAGGCGCGGGAGAUGGAAAUCGCGUGGGCGGCUGGAAAGAUGGCGGGGGGGAGUGAUGAUCGACCGUGGGAGCGCGUCGGCGGAGUCGGGUACGACGGCGACGAGCGGGUGAAGAAAUCUCUCGGAUGGAGACGACCUUUGAUUCCGGAACGCGCCGGGCGCCCGGACGCGUCGGCGGAGGAGCUGAACGACGAGGGGAUGGAUUUUUACGUGAAGAAACGCUACGACGAGGCGCUGUCGUGCUACUGUGCGGCGAUAGAGAAGGAACCCGGAAAGGUUGCGUAUCAGGGGAAUGUCGCAGCUGCCGCACUGCUGUACGCUUCGGAGUUGCGCGACGGUUCGCCGGAGAAGAUUGAAGCGCUCCAGCUCACCGUAUCAGCGUGCGAGGCCGCGAUAGCGCUAGAUGAUGGGUACACGCGAGGGUACGUUCGAAUGGGCAAAGCAUUAUUAGCACUCGGUGACGCGACGGAAGACGCCAAACCACUGCGAAGAGCGAAGGAGAUGUUGACCAAGGCGCUCGAGCUCGAUGCUUCGUCCGUGUCAGCCAAGAAGACUUUGAAGGACGUCCAAAUCAGUCUUCAACUGUACGAUAGCGAUAGCGAUUAA
Ostreococcus tauri is the source of this 1101-nucleotide messenger RNA. RefSeq names its product Tetratricopeptide repeat. Bases 1 to 1101 code for a protein of 366 amino acids. The record is from RefSeq and is a predicted model, not a curated record. The transcript has a single exon. Gene Ontology annotation, cellular component: TRC complex; membrane. Lineage: Eukaryota; Viridiplantae; Chlorophyta; Mamiellophyceae; Mamiellales; Bathycoccaceae. Gene Ontology annotation, molecular function: molecular adaptor activity; protein binding. Gene Ontology annotation, biological process: post-translational protein targeting to endoplasmic reticulum membrane.